UCGUAAUCGGGAUCCUGUUGCUCUCAAAUCGUUCCGGACCAGCCCUGGAAACACCUGCUACUGCUCCGAAGCAGGACAGCCAGCCGGAUUGCUUUAGGCUAGCCCCUUGAAGUUGCUUGCCUGAGACUUUGCAUCCUUCAAGUAACUCGAAACUCUUUGAUUCCGGUUGAGAUUCUUGGGACAUUCGAUCAAUCGAAGGAGAAACAUGGACAACGGGGGAGGGAGCGAACAGCGGCUCUUGCCUCGAUUGUGCUGCCCGGAAAAGGGGCCGAACGGUUACGGCUUCCAUCUACACGGGGAGAAGGGCAAAACGGGCCAGUUCAUCCGGCUGGUGGAGCCCGAUUCCCCGGCCGAAAAAUCCGGUCUGAAGGCUGGGGACCGCUUGAUAGAAGUGAACGGAGACAACGUAGAGAAGGAAAGUCACCAGCAAGUAGUGAACCGCAUCCGAAAUUCGGCCGGGUCGGUGCGCUUGCUGGUAGUAGACUCGGAGACCGACCAGCAUCUGCAGAAGCUGGGCCUCGAGUGCCGCGAAGAAUUCAUUCGUGGGCUGCCGGAGAAAGACGAGGCGAGGCGCGGCGAGCAGGAAGCUGCCCAGCAGGAGCAGGAGAACGAAAUGAAAGCGGACGGAGAGGAAAACAACCACGUUGCCCAGCGGAAAGAGUUGAGACCUCGUCUCUGCCAGAUGAAGAAGGGCCCCAACGGCUACGGGUUCAACCUCCACAGUGAUAAGGCAAAGCCAGGCCAAUAUGUCCGGGCUGUGGAUCCAGAUUCUCCAGCUGAAGCUUCGGGGCUGCGGCCUCAAGAUCGUAUCAUUGAGGUGAAUGGGCAAUGCAUGGAUGGCAAGCAACACUCAGAUGUUGUUUCAGCCAUAAAGUCUGGUGGAGAUGAGACCAGUCUGCUAGUGGUGGAUAGUUUAACAGAUGAAUUCUUCAAGAAGUGCAGAGUCAUCCCCUCUGAAGCACAUCUGAAAGGUCUUUUACCAGAACCAGUGGCCAAUGGUGAUGUGGAAAAGGGGAACAUUAGAGAUGAACAAUCAGAGAUUAAUCCCGAAAGCCCUUCUAGCCCUAUGACCGUGUCUCCUUCUUCAACUCUAAGUGAACCUUCCAUUGAGCUGUAUUCUCACGAGAAGGAGGAGAAGCUCAGCACCACAUCCAAUCCCAUUCUUGACUGGGACAUUCCCCUGGCAGUAGCCAAAGAGCGUGCCCAUCAGAAACGUACCAGCAAACGGGCACCACAAAUGGACUGGAGCAAGAAAAACGAACUCUUUAGCAACCUGUGAAGCAACCCAACUCCCAAGCGGGGAGGUGAUGUAAGGGCACUAUUGGAGAAUCUGGCCUCCCCUUAGGCCUCCCCUUCCCCUUCCCCUAAGCAUUCCUGCCCCCUAGAUACAUUUCUUUGCCCUUCUUCUCUUCCCUUCCCUUUGCUUGGAAGUGUAGAUCUUGUCUUGCCCUCUGGCUACCAGAAAGGGCAAACAUAGGGCCUGAUUAUUCUGCCGCACUAUUUUGGAGACGCAGUUGUUAUUUAAAGAGGAUGAGGAGACAUUUUCGCACACCCUCUAUAUAAAUAGCUUGAGCUAGCUUGUGGAUGUGAAUCCAGAAUGAAUUUGGUGUCUGUGUUGGAUCUGUAGUAGAAGAUACAUCCAUGCAUCUAUAUAUAUAUAAAGAGAAGGUAUGCACAGGACAAGGAUGUCAUAUGUCAGGUGCCACGCUGCAAAAGGGGGACAGUGUGAUGCAUAGCUGUACUGUAGGUCCAUUAACUCUUAGAAUAGCUGAAGUUAAACAUCUAAAACCAUUAAUCCCUGUAGAUCUCAACUGGCUCUCUUCAGAGAAAUUAUGUUGGAUGCUGAUUGAACUAUUCCAGACUAUGUCAUAUCGGGACUAUAGUCUAAGCUUGCAUAGAGUACUUUAAUUCCUAAUUUGAUUACAAACGAACAUCCUUUUGUGAGGCAGUGCUCUGUCCUCUUUUCAAGGAACUGCUCUGCUGCGACUGGAGAGAAACAUUUCUGAUGCUCUAUCGUCUUCUCUCUCUCUCUCUCUUUUUUUUUUUUGGUAAAGACACUCCUGGAUUGCCACUGCAAGAAAGGGCUUAGUAGGCAAGACCUAAUACUUCUUGUUUUGUGCUUUGGAGCCUUCAAAGAGUGGGAAGAGGAAUAACUGAAAGCUAUCAUAGCCUGUGAGAUUUGCUUUCUUUUGGCUAGGGGAUGUGGUAAGGAGUCGUACCUAAUGCAGCGGUUGAAAGCACACAAGGAUAAUAACCUGCACUCAAUUUACUCCAGAAAUGGAGCCAAUCAGGGUUUUCAAUAAUCAUGAUUAAUUAACAACUUACUGAUAUAGUGUUUCAUUUCUGGAAUUGUUUUCUAAUUAUGGCUCAUUUCCCUGUAUCUGUGUAUAGUAUAAAAAUCAUUCCUCUUCCAUAAAGUUUUGUUUUGUUUUUGUUUUCCUUGAUUAAUGUUUGAUGUCAAGUGUAAGAGAAUCUGUUUAUUGGAACAAAA
Messenger RNA from Crotalus tigris (Tiger rattlesnake), 2491 nucleotides. RefSeq names its product SLC9A3 regulator 1 (gene NHERF1). Bases 206 to 1279 code for a protein of 357 amino acids. The transcript is spliced from 6 exons. Gene Ontology annotation, molecular function: signaling receptor binding; protein-membrane adaptor activity. Lineage: Eukaryota; Metazoa; Chordata; Lepidosauria; Squamata; Viperidae. Gene Ontology annotation, cellular component: apical plasma membrane. The record is from RefSeq and is a predicted model, not a curated record. Gene Ontology annotation, biological process: protein localization to plasma membrane.